AUGUCUGAACAGCUCGUCACUUUCGAGAAGUCCGACUUCAGUCUCGUUGGAUCUGCUAUAAUAAUUGACCCGGCUGACUUUAUUGGGAUUCAGCAUGCGGGUCGAGACUUGGCCAAGGACUUCGGUCGGGUGACGCGGGGCAACGCGAGUCCAUUUCAACUCCUAGAUGAGGGAAGCCCGUCAACAGCAGACACGGCAAUUAUCAUUGGCUGUAUCGAGUCAUGUUGGAUGCUGAAUAAGCUUGAGAAUGAUAAGAGAAUCAACACUAGCGUUAUUAAAGGGAAAUGGGAAUCAUUCAUGACUUUGAUUGUGGAUGAACCAAUCGCAGGAUGCUCCAAGGCUUUGGUGAUUGCGGGAAGUGACAAGCGAGCUGCGAUCUUUGGCGCAUACACCUUAUCCUACCAAAUUGGUGUAUCUCCAUGGUACUGGUGGGCCGAUGUCCCAGCCCAAUCCCACCCAGAUAUUUAUGCCCUUCCUACAUCGACGAUCCAUGGCGAGCCAAGCAUUCAAUACCGAGGAAUCUUCAUCAACGACGAAGCACCAGCAUUGACCGGAUGGGUAUUGGAGAAAUUCGGCUCCUACAACAGUGAAUUCUACAAAAAAGUCUACGAAUUGCUUCUUCGCUUGAAAGCAAACUUUAUGUGGCCUGCCAUGUGGCCCGGGUACCCCAAUCCCGGGGCUGUCUUCUUUACAGAUGAUCUGGACAACCAGCGCAUCGCAGACGAGUACGGGAUCUGUGUAUCGACUUCACAUCAUGAGCCGAUGCAGCGUGCUACAACCGAGUGGUUUGAGAAGCGGGCAGAUGGGACCUGGGAUUGGAUGAAAAGCCGAGAAGAGAUCAUUGACUUCUUCCGCGAGGGUGUUAAGCGGGCCAGGGGCUUCGAAUCUUAUUUCACCAUGGGCAUUCGAGGCGAAUAUGACAAAGGGAUGGUAACGGAUGACCCUGGCGCUGUUAUUCGGGAUGUUCUCUUGCAACAACGCGCUCUCUUCAAGGAGUUCUAUGGGCGUGAAGAUGCUGUUCCUCAGGUCCUGGCAUUAUACAAGGAAAUCCAGAAUUUGUAUCAAGCAGGCGAAUUCACCGUUCCAGACAACGUAACUCUUUUAUUCGCAGAUGACAACUUUGGCUCUCUUCGGCGAUUGCCAACUGGGCCUGAGUUGACUCGGUCAGGGGGUGCUGGUAUAUACUACCACUUUGAAUACGUCGGGGCUCCUCGAAGCUACAAGUGGAUUAACUCAAAUUCAUUGGGCAAAACCUAUCAUCAGCUCCGUGAAGCGUAUCGUCGGAAUGCACGCAAAAUAUGGGUGUUCAAUGUCGGCGACAUCAAGCCCAUCGAGGUACCCCUUACCUUCGCCAUGGAAAUGGCAUGGAAUAUUGACUCUGUGCAAGAGAGUACUAUUCCUCAGUUCUUGGCCGAUAUCUCUACUCAAUAUUUUGGUGCAGAGGUGAGCCCAGGCAUUGUGAGUGUCUGGCACGAAUAUGAUCGUCUUGUUCGGCUACGCAGACACGAACAUAUCGAUCCAGAGACUUUCUCACUCCUAAACUACAACGAAGCCGACAACAUUGUCAAGCGGUGGAAGGAUCUCUCAUCCGCCGCAGAGACCGUAUAUGCCCAUAUUAGCGAAAGUAAUGCCACCGAGGAACAAAAAGCGGCGCUUUGGCAGCUUGUCGUACACCCGGUAAAGGCCAGCGCAAUCUUCACCCAACUCCGAGUAACUCAAGCCCGAAACCAACUCCACGCACGCCAACGACGCAAUACAGCCAACAAACUCCUAAGAGAAGUGCUCGAUCUCUUCGACGCCGAUUUCAAACUCUCGCAGGAAUUCCACUCUCUCUUGGGUGGCAAAUGGAAUCAUAUUAUGUGCCAGAGCCACCUCGGGUACGGCGAUACUUGGCAUGCGCCAUCGCGGGAUGCGAUCUUUGGACUUGCAUAUGUACAGCGGGGCCAGGAUAGUAACUUGAUUGUUGGCCAGAUGGGUGUCGCAGUUGAGGGUCAUGAAGGUGUGCGAGCAGGUCGGAUCAACGAAGAGAGUGAGCGUACUCAUCCUAGUCGACGGGACCUGAUACCAGGGCUGACAUUGGGAGGUAUGAGUCGGUAUGGGCCGGGGCGAUGGUUCGAUGUUUUCACUCGAGGGACGCAGACGAUUCGGUGGAGUGCUUCGGCACCUUAUUCGUGGAUUACCCUUUCAUCGACCAAAGGGACUUUGCAUCCUGAUGGGGAUGAUGUACGAAUCCAGAUCUCUGUUGAUUGGGAAAAGGUUGACACGGAUUUUGAGGAUGUUCUGAUUACCGUGAAAUCAAUGGAGGGCGAUUUCGAACACCUGCAUCUGCCUAUUUAUGGCCACAAAGUCCCGAUCUCAUUCUAUGGCUUUGUUGAAGCAGACGGCUGUGUCUCUAUUCCUGCUGCUGACGGAAUCAAAGCACCGUACGAACACCAUCCUGAACUAGGACGAGAAAGCGAAGGCUCGGUUGCCAUUGACAAUUCUGCGCUCAGCACCAGGAGCUUGCCAUUCUUGGAGUAUCCUAUCUACACAUUCUCGCAACGGACUUCAACUGUUACACUCUAUUUUAAUAUGACCCUGGAGCUAGAUCCACAUCACAAAAUGUCUUAUGAUUUUGGGAUCGACAAUCAGCCCGCUACCUCUCACUUUCUGGUUCGAGAGUCCACAGGGGCUAAAAUUCCCGCAGAAGGCUGGCCAGAUGCUGUUAUGGAUUCUGUCUGGAAGAAAACUCACCAGCUUGGCUCUCUGGAAGCAGGUGCUCAUAUAAUUAGAGUGCGAUUGUUUCAUCCGAACCUACUCCUUGAGAAGAUCGUUCUGGAUCUUGGCGGUGUCAAGGAUAGUUAUCUUGGGCCGCCUUCAAGCUUUUAUAUUAGGGCAUAA
Messenger RNA from Penicillium odoratum, 2880 nucleotides. RefSeq names its product glycoside hydrolase family 115 protein. The transcript has 3 exons. NCBI's taxonomy places the organism in Eukaryota, Fungi, Ascomycota, Eurotiomycetes, Eurotiales, Aspergillaceae. The coding region runs from base 1 to 2880 and encodes 959 amino acids. The record is from RefSeq and is a predicted model, not a curated record.